AUGGAGGAUUACGAGCAGGAGUUGUAUGGCAUCGAGGAUGAUUUCCACAAUCAAUUCGCGGCCGAGCUCGAGGUGCUGGCUGAGCUCGAAGGUGCAGAAGCCCGGCUGCCGGCCAGCACUCCUCCACCUCCAGCGGGCAGGCCCCGGCUAACCUUUGAGGAGGCCAUCAGCAGAGGGGACAUUGCUCCCAACCUCUCUCCAACCAGGAGUCUGCAGAAGGGCAAGCCUAAUGUCAAGAAGAGAGAACUGGGCGGCGAUGCCAAGGACAGACUCCUGCCCCCUAGUAGGUCCACAGGGAUAGUCGUGGAGUUCGGGAUGGGAUGUAAGGCUGCGGAAGGUCCUCAGUGUGUUUCCACAGCCCCCAGGAUUAAACGGCCGCGGCUGGAAGCUGUCAAGAGGCUGAACUUUGGGCCAGAGGAGGAGCCUGAGGAUCCGCCACUGGACUCCCCACCCAAGGGCAUCACUCCCCCACCGAGCCCUGACCUUCCUGCUGAGCUGUACAGUGAUGGGUUCUUGCACACCGUAGCCUAUAUGAGUCCUACAUCUGCCUUGCCAGCUGCGCACAACCCAGUCCUGCGGCGGCCACCAGUCCUGGAGGAUUACAUUAAUGUGACAUCCACCAAUGGUGACAGGGCCUUCCUGGUGCUACGAGCGGACCCCACAGGCACUGGGGUGCAGAGCCCUCUUCUGGACAUCCGGUGGCGGGGCCAGCUGGACCUGCUGGGCAUGCCCUUCACUUCCCUGAAGGAGCAAGUGGAUGAUGAGAGGCGGCAGCGGCUACUGGAGGAAGCCCAGCGACUUUCGGAGGUCUUACACAGCCUCAGGCCUGAGGAAGAAAAGGAGGCCACCCAGCUUACGAGGGCCCCAGAGGAAGUGCCGGAAGCUGCUGAAGGCCAGGACACUGCCCAGCACUGCCUAUGGGUGGAUGAGUUUGCGCCCCGACAGUACACGGAGCUGCUCAGUGAUGAUUUCACUAACCGCUGCCUUCUCAAGUGGCUGAAGCUGUGGGACCUGGUGGUGUUUGGCCGUGAGACACCUGCCCGGAAGCCCAGGCCUGGCACUGAGGCAGUGCGGGCCAGCAAGGAGGCCAUGGCUUCCAGCAAGUGGAAGAGCCAUGAGCAGGUGUUGGAGGAGAUGCUUGAGGCUGAGCUGGACACGAGCCGGCGGCCCAGGCAGAAGGUGGCAUUGUUGUGCGGACCUCCCGGGCUGGGCAAGACUACCCUCGCUCAUGUGAUCGCGUGGCACGCCGGCUACUGUGUGGUGGAGAUGAACGCCAGUGAUGACCGAAGCCCUGAGGCCUUCCGCACACGCAUCGAGGCAGCCACACAGAUGGAGUCGGUGUUGGGUGCUGGUGGGAGGCCCAACUGCUUAAUCAUCGAUGAGAUUGAUGGGGCCCCCACGGCUGCCAUCAAUGUCUUGUUGAGCAUCCUGGACCGCAAGGGGCCGCAGGAUGUGCAGCCAGGGGCCCAGCCUAGGCCUGCAGGUGGGAUGCGGAGACGCCAGGCAGAAGGGGGGCUCCUGAUGAGACCCAUCAUCUGCAUCUGCAACAACCAAUUUGUGCCGUCCCUGCGGCAGCUGAAGCAGCAGGCCCUCUUGCUCCACUUCCCACCCACCCUGCCCUCCAGGCUCGUCCAGCGGCUCCAGGAGAUCACCAGGCGACAGGGCAUGCAGGCUGACCCCGGGGCACUUGCUGCUCUGUGUGAGAAGACAGACAAUGACAUCCGGGCCUGCAUCAACACCUUGCAGUUCCUGCAUGGACAGGGCCGACGGGAGCUGAGUGUGCGGGCCGUGCAGACGACACGCAUCGGCCUCAAGGACAAACGCAAGGGGCUUUUUGCUGUGUGGCAAGAAGUCUUCCAGCUGCCCCGGGCCCAAAGGCGCUGCGUGGGCCAGGAACUGGCCCCUCCGGUCCAUGCGCUCCUAACCAGAGACGGAGACUCGGGGCCCUGCCCAUCCGAGGCAGCCCCGACCUCCAUCUCUCAGCGCUUUCAGCGGGUGCUUCAUGUGGCCUCCUCCGCUGGGGAGCACGAGAAGGUGGUGCAGGGCCUGUAUGACAACUUCCUCCGGCUGAGGCUCCGGGACCCCACUCUGGGCGCUGUGUGUGCAGCCCUGGACUGGCUGGCCUUCGAUGACCUGCUGGCCCAGGCCGCCCUGCAUGGCCAGAGCUUCCAGCUGCUGUGCUACCCGCCCGUGCUGCCUGCCGCCUUCCACCUGCUCUUCGCCGCUGUCCAUGUGCCCCACCUGGCCUUCCCCAGCAGCCAGCAAGAGGCUCAGAAUCGGACGAGUCAGACACAGAAUCUGAUUCAGACGCUGGUGUCGGGCAUCACGCCAUCUGCCCGCAGUCGUGCCACACCUCAGACUCUGGUGCUGGAUGCCCUCUGUCCCCUCCUGGACAUUCUCACACCCAAAUUACGCCCUGUGAGCACACAGCUGUAUAGUACCCGUGAGAAGCAGCAGUUGGCUGGCCUUGUGGGCACCAUGCUGGCCUAUAACCUUACCUAUCGCCAGGAGCGCAUGGCUGAUGGCCAGUACACCUACCGACUGGAGCCGAACUUGGAGGGGAUCUGCCGCUUCCCUGAGCUGCCAGUCCGCAAGCCACUCACCUACCAGGCCAAGCAGCUCAUUGCCCGGGAGAUUGAGGUAGAGAAGAUGCGCAGGGCAGAGCCUUCAGCCCUGGCUGCCCAGGACCUGGAGAUGGAAGGGACUCCUCCAGAGACUGAGGGUGUUCGGAGAGGUGAGGACAAAGGGGUGCGGCACUCAGUCCCCCGGAACCACGAGCAGCGCCUAGAAUACUUCAUGAGGAAGGCUACCUUUGAGGAGCAGCCCGAGAGAGACUUUUUUGGGCGCAUAGUCGUUAGGAGCGCUGCCACGAGCAAGCGCACAGUCGCCGCGGAGGACGCUGCCCCGGGGAAGGACUCAGCGGAGUGGCGUGUGGGCACGGCAGUGGGCAGGAGUCACGUCUGGUUCCGCUUCAAUGAAGGCGUGUCCAACGCUGUGCGGCGCAACGUGCACAUCAAGGACCUGCUGUAG
This is a messenger RNA of Elephantulus edwardii (Cape elephant shrew), 3030 nucleotides long. RefSeq names its product CTF18, chromosome transmission fidelity factor 18 homolog (S. cerevisiae) (gene CHTF18). The coding region runs from base 1 to 3030 and encodes 1009 amino acids. Gene Ontology annotation, molecular function: ATP hydrolysis activity; ATP binding. NCBI's taxonomy places the organism in Eukaryota, Metazoa, Chordata, Mammalia, Macroscelidea, Macroscelididae. The transcript has 20 exons. The record is from RefSeq and is a predicted model, not a curated record.